GUGAAGGUUUCUUUGCACAGUGAUUAAGGGGGAGGACCAAUGGCAACAAAGGAGACGGAGAGGACGGUAGCUCCUCCUCUCUCUCUCCCCCCCCCCUCUCUCCUGUGCUUUAUAGAUGCAUAUAAUCCCCGAGUUGACCCAGAAAACAAACUACUCCGACUGCCGAGACGCACUAGAGUUUGCAUCCGCCGCAGGGCUGCAUGUAGCCCGAGCAUCAGCUGGAGGAACAAGCCCGGCAUUGAUCCCACUUCUCCGUACGGACGGACUCGACAUUAAUCCAUCGGGGCGAUAGAGGCCAUGGCUGAACACAUGAUGAUGCCCAUGACCCACGGCUUCAGGAUGGGCAUGAGCGGACCUCCGCAGCACAACGGCCAGCCCGGCAUGCGCACUCUGCCCAACGGCCAGGUGAUGCACUACGGCAGGAACCCUCAGAACAGCAUGGAGGCUGCCAUGAGACAUAGGCAGAGCAUGGUGGGAGCCGGCGGGAUGGCCGGCCCUGUGAACGGGGUUCCCAUGGCCAACCACCACCACCAGAUGAUGUCUGGAAACAUGAUGUACAAUGGCCAGGGUCCGCAGCAGCAGCAGCAGCAGCAGCAGCACCACCACCCCAUGCACCCCCAGCAGCAGCAGCAGCAGCAGCAGCAGCAGCAGGGUGGACACCCCCAGCAGUAUCUCCCUGGUAACCUCACCUCUCAGCAGCUUAUGGCCAGUAUGCACCUGCAGAAACUCAACACUCAGUAUCAUGGACACCCGCUGGUCUCAGCCAACGGCCACCAUAUGCCCAACGGUGCCCAGUAUCGGGUGGGUCCGGCCCAGCUCUCAGGCAUGCAGCACAUCGGCGGCCCUUUGGGACUAAACGGCAUGGACAUGGAUCUGAUCGACGAAGAGGUCCUGACUUCACUAGUGCUGGAGCUUGGGUUGGACCGCAUUCAGGAGCUGCCCGAGCUCUUCCUGGGACAGAAUGAGUUUGACUUCAUAUCGGACUUUGUGUGCAAACAGCAGCCGAGCACGGUGAGCUGCUGAGCAAAGCGUUUGUCGGGAAGGUUUGGACUGGACACCACCCCCCCACCCCAAAGAAUGACUGAGUGGUCACAGUAGCACAGCGAGAGGAGACAAUCUCUCUGUUCUGUUUGGGUGUUUCUGUGUAUUUGACAGUGUGUAGAAUACCUUUACACGGCCUGUGAGUUAAUAAAAAAAUUGUGAAGAGAGAAAACGCAGCGAAAGCACCGGGUUAACUUACUUUGAGCCGGAGCUGUCGUCUUUGGUCAAAUCAAGCAUCCUGAUGCAGGGGGGCUCUGUCUGUACCCAUCUGGUCCUCAGCACAUGUGCCUGCAUUGUCAAGGCUUUAGGAUGAUUGUAAACUUAACAAACAAUGGGGGAAGGCCUGGGAAGACUAUCCAUCUGGGUCUGCUUGAUCCUGUGGCAUCCCAAAAUCUUUCUAAGUAGCAGGCGUUUUACAAAUUUAUAAAAGGUAGUCCUCCGAAUUUGUUCAUACAAGGAUGAAGGGAUUAAGAACACGUGGUUUUCUUUCUGACAUGCAUUUUGAAGGCUGGCUCUUCAAAACUGAGUUCCUACA
Etheostoma cragini (Arkansas darter) is the source of this 1576-nucleotide messenger RNA. It is a transcript of the gene cited4a, whose product is annotated as Cbp/p300-interacting transactivator, with Glu/Asp-rich carboxy-terminal domain, 4a. Gene Ontology annotation, cellular component: nucleus. The record is from RefSeq and is a predicted model, not a curated record. Gene Ontology annotation, biological process: regulation of DNA-templated transcription. The transcript has 2 exons. NCBI's taxonomy places the organism in Eukaryota, Metazoa, Chordata, Actinopteri, Perciformes, Percidae. The coding region runs from base 298 to 1023 and encodes 241 amino acids.